Notothenia coriiceps (black rockcod) is the source of this 766-nucleotide messenger RNA. RefSeq names its product nuclear receptor ROR-alpha-like. The record is from RefSeq and is a predicted model, not a curated record. Gene Ontology annotation, molecular function: RNA polymerase II cis-regulatory region sequence-specific DNA binding; nuclear receptor activity. The transcript is spliced from 3 exons. The coding region runs from base 1 to 399 and encodes 132 amino acids. Gene Ontology annotation, cellular component: nucleus. Gene Ontology annotation, biological process: regulation of transcription by RNA polymerase II. Lineage: Eukaryota; Metazoa; Chordata; Actinopteri; Perciformes; Nototheniidae.
AUGCGUAAGCUGGCACAGACCCAUGAACGUGACCUUCUGCAACGACCUACAGCAGAGCGGGAUCCCCAGUGUGCGAGCGGGAGGAGAAAAGAGGAAGUGAGGCGCAUGUGUUUAACUGGCGGAGAUGAAAUUAAAAGCGAAACACUGAAGCAGAAGACGGAACUCACUCUGAAACACGUGUUGCAGAAAAACAAGAGAGAGGAAGGAGCCCUGAGCAAGCUCAGAUGUAAGGUGUCAGCGUUGCGUUCGCUGUGCAGUCGUCACUCUGAGAACUUGUCGGCGUUCAGAGCCGUUUACCCCGACAUCGUGAGGACUCACUUUCCUCCGCUGUACCGGGAACUGUUCGGAGGAGACAUGGAGCUCAACAUGGAGCUCAACAUGCACCACAGCGACCUCUGAGAGCGAGGCAACUAGGGAAGAAACAAGGGAGGAAACCAGGGAGGAAACCAGGGAGGAAACAAGGAAACCGGGGAGGAAUCAACGGAGGAAACCAGGAAGGAAACAAGGAAACCGGGCAGGAAUCAAGGAAGGAAACCAGGAAGGAAACCAGGAAGGAAACCAGGACGGUGACAACGAAGGAAACCAGUAAGGAUACCAGGAAGGAAACCAGGAAGGGAACCAGGAAGGGAACCAGGAAGGGAACUAGGAAGGAAACCAGGACGGUGACAACGAAGGAAACCAGUCAGGAUACCAGGAAGGGAACCAGGAAGGGAACUAGGAAGGAAACCAGUAAGGAUACCAGGAAGGGAACCAGGAAGGAAACCAG